CCCUUUGCACUUUUGCUCCCAAGAUAUUUAUUUUUAUAUUCAGAAAAUACAAAUAUCUUUCCCAGUAGCCCAGAUUCUCGAGUCCACCUCUCCAACGCAUUCAACGGUCCCAUUACUCUCCGCGACAGACCAAUCCCUGAUUCCCACGCCUACGCUUCACACCCCUCGGCAUCAUUCCUACGAAAAUGCUCGCCAUUUACGAGCUCGGCAGUUCCUUCCUCCGUUACCGCCGUCCGUCAAUUCUCUCUCCAUAAAACCAGAUGAAUUUGAUUCUCCUUUUUUUUUUUUUCGUUUUUUAAUUAAUUUUCCCCCAAAAAGCUUGAAAAAUCGAAUAUUAUCGAUAAAUAUCUACCUAUAUAUAUAGAUAUAUGUAUGUAUCGUAAGUACAUACACUUGAGGCCGGAGUGGUGGUGAGUGGUGGAGUUGGAGCAUGGAGAACACGUCACGAGCCCUAAAGAAGCAAUCGAAACGAAGCAUCGGAGGAGGAAGCCGUUUCAGUGGCGGGAGGAAGCAAUACGAGAGCGAAAAGGAAGAGGGAGAGGAAGGCGGCGGCGAGGAGUGUGAUCAGGAGGCGUGGGAGACGCUGAGCAAGAGUUUCCGAGAUGUUCAGACGGUGCUGGAUCAGAACCGGAAUCUGAUUCAGCAGGUCAACGAGAACCACCAGUCGAAGCUUCCAGAUAACAUCUCCAGGAACGUGGAUCUGAUUCGAGAGAUCAACGGGAAUAUCUCCAAAGUCGUUGGAAUGUAUUCCGAUCUCUCCGUCAAUUUCUCCGGCAUCGUUCACCAGCGCCGCUCUGGAGGCCGGGAAGAGUAGCAAUCACACCGAUCGAGCUCAGUCCUCACUGGUCAACUUACCUGAUUUGGAAACUACAGUACGUAAUCUUCGCUUCAAUUGGAUGACUUUUUCUUUCACUUUUACGCUUUAAGCUAAGGUCUUCGAGUCUGUACUAGUCCAUUGUUUCUUUUCUGAAUAAGGUUGUUGAAUUGUUGUUGUAUAUUGUCACAUAAUUGGUAUCUAUGUGUCCAACACUGUUCGUUCAAUUUGGACGGUAAAUCAGUAAAUGUGAUGCUCCAUUGUACGUCUUCUGUGUAAUCUUAUUGACGUUUGUUUUGUCUGCCGCACUGCUAA
Molecule: messenger RNA, 1129 nt
Organism: Ipomoea triloba (trilobed morning glory)
Lineage: Eukaryota; Viridiplantae; Streptophyta; Magnoliopsida; Solanales; Convolvulaceae
Product: protein EARLY FLOWERING 4-like
Exons: 1
Coding region: 431-814 (127 amino acids)
Biological process (GO): positive regulation of circadian rhythm; entrainment of circadian clock
Source: RefSeq, a predicted model, not a curated record